This is a messenger RNA of Petromyzon marinus (sea lamprey), 952 nucleotides long. Lineage: Eukaryota; Metazoa; Chordata; Hyperoartia; Petromyzontiformes; Petromyzontidae. The record is from RefSeq and is a predicted model, not a curated record.
UCACAGUGAAGGAGCCUACGGAGAUGAAGAUAAAAGAUCCAUCACCCUCGGAUUCGGACAGCGUCAGUAGCGAUGGCGUCCCCGGUGACGUUAGCGAUGGUGGCGGUGAUGGUGGUGAUGGCGGUGAUGGUGGUGAUGGCGGUGAUGGUGGUGGUGAUGGCGGUCGCCAUGGCAACGAACUGAGACUUAUGGUUGCCAGCAAGCUGAAGAGGGGAUUGGUGGCAGAGCGCGGCGUUGCCACGGCAACCAAGAGGAUACGCACGAAUGAUGGUGAUGGUGAUGGCGGUGAUGGUGAUGUUGCCACGUUCCUGAAGCAACGUGCCCUCUUUGAGGGCACUCGCCGGGUCAAAGGUCACAAGGGCAAAGCCAGGGAGGAGCAGACGCUCGCUCUGCUCACCAAGUUCCAGUCUCACCUCUCGGCCGCUCGGCUGUCCGGAGACACGGAGGAGACAGCGGAGACAGCGGAGACAGACGAUGACUCCGGAUGGAUGGGACACUGUCUCCGCUUCGCCGACCCAGCCGCUGGCUCUCUGGUGUCCCGGGCCCGUGACCCCAACUUGUCGUCCGACGUUGACGCCUUCCACAUCAGCGACCCCCGAAACCCGGUCACACAGCGGCGGCGCGAGACGCGUGGGCGGGGCAAGAGGAGGAAGUGACACGCGCGGGGACAGGAAGUGACGUCGACACAGGGGGACAGGAAGUGACGUCGACAGAGGGACAGGAAGUGACACGUGCGCGGGGCAAGAGGAGGAAGUGACGUGCGGGGACAGGAAGUGACGUCGACACAGGGGGACAGGAAGUGACGCAGAGGGACAGGAAGUGACGUGGACAGAGGGACAGGAAGUGACACGAGGGGACAGGAAGUGGCGUCAACACAGAGGGACAGGAAGUGACGCAGAGGGACAGGAAGUGACACGCAGGGGCAGGAAGUGACACGCGGGGGGGGGGGCAA